GCCGUUGCCGUCACUGCUGCAAUCUUAUUGGAUGUUUGAAGAGUCCGUAAUGUGUUUCCUCGAUGUGAAGCGUAGCAAGGUGGCUCCGACAAGCGAAAACACUAGAAAGCAGCUUUAAAUUACAUUAUUUGAAAUGGCAAUAACAGCAGAUCACAUCAAGGAUAAGCUCAUAAAGGAGCUCGCGGCAGUGCACGUGGAUGUGGAGGAUACAUCACCAAACAGAUGUGCUGCCAGCUUCAAAGUCCUGAUAGUGUCGCCUCAGUUUGAGGGCAAACAGCUUCUACAGAGACACAGGAUGGUGAACACGUGUCUCGCCGACGAGCUUAAAGAGAUCCACGCAUUCGAACAGAAGACGCUCACACCUGAACAGUGGGAGAAACAGAAAGCACAAUGACAGACACACACACACAAAUACACACACACACUCUCACACACAGUCACUAGAUUGAACCUCUCUCAUGGAGCAGGCCUCACUAUUCUCUGGAAAGAAAACACUCUCUCUUUAACUCUGUGAAUCAGCAUCUCUGAUAGAAACACAAAUAAUGUUCUGCUAGAAAUAAAGGAAACCUGAUGAUUUAA
Molecule: messenger RNA, 579 nt
Organism: Notolabrus celidotus (New Zealand spotty)
Lineage: Eukaryota; Metazoa; Chordata; Actinopteri; Labriformes; Labridae
Exons: 4
Coding region: 134-394 (86 amino acids)
Biological process (GO): intracellular iron ion homeostasis
Cellular component (GO): cytosol; nucleus
Molecular function (GO): 2 iron, 2 sulfur cluster binding
Source: RefSeq, a predicted model, not a curated record